AGCUUCAUUUAACAUUUGAUUUUCAACGCCUGAGCAUCUAACUCUAUCCCUCUAUGUCUAACUCUAGUUGACUUCAGUAACAUAUUCAAAAUUUUUCAAAUAGAAUAAAAUUUAAUUUUUUAUCACAAAUUUAAAAUUUAAAUGGAUUUAUACAGUGAAAUAUUAUUUGGUGAAACAUAUAUUACGUGUUAAUUAGAACAGUGAAAAUAUUCAAUAGAUUUUUAUCGAAAGUUUAAAUAAUACAAGUGACAAAUAAAAAUGAAGAAAAGUAUUCUUCAGCGCAUCAUGAGUACGGAUAACAAAAAAGAGAACGCAGAAGACGGAAAAGUGAAAAAGGAGGAACAAAAAAGUGAAAGAGUAAGAAAUUACUCGGGGAUACCGGGGGGGAAUUGGAUUAAAAUACGUAAUAAUUUGCCCCGCAAUCCGAUCGGCCCUAUAAGGAUGAAUGCGAUGAAAGCCACGGACAGAAGUGGUCACAGCGAUCCCUACAAUAUUUUUUCCCCUAGGAGCCCAUGGAUAAAUAUUGGGUCAUCGCCGACACGUCCGGAGAUGAUCGAUUUGGAGACAAUUAUAUGCGAGUUCGAGAAGGGUUUCCUCUCCCCAUCGAAGCACGAAGUAUCGAAGGAAGUAGGCAAACAGAGGAACUUCGUCAAAAAGAUCGUGGCAGCAUUUGAAGUGAAAUACAAGGCGUGUAAUGAUCCAAACGGGCAGGAUGGAGCCGGAGGGAGCAGCAACCCGGACACCAGUUGCGAAGGGGAGGUGAAGAAGUCACCGAUCUUUGAAUCCAUCCGUUUCAACUCGCCAUCUGAAAAUUUGUGCGAUUCGAUGAUGAUGAUAAUGGACGAGAGGGGCGAAUUUGAAAACGGGUCGAGCAGCAAUUCGAUGGGGCAAACUUUCGUCUGGACUUCCGAAACCAAGUUCUCCGACGAGGAUGGCUUAAUUGAUCUUCGAAAGAAGAAAUACGACGACGAGACGGAGAAUCGUGAAAAUGAAGAAAUAUCGGUGUACCCGAACGAUUUCGAGACAUCAACAAUAUUCCGGAGCGAGUUCAGCACAGAUUGGAGGAAUGAAACGGGAGAAUAUUCUGAUUAUCCGUUAAAUCUCAAGCGACGAGACUCGAACGACUCUAAUUAUUCUUUAAAUAAGAGUUUCUUUAAAUUUGACAAAGAAGAAUCCUACCAAAGAUCAAACAUUGAUCCGAAGGAGGCAGAGACUCUCGACGACACGAUGAUUAUGGACGACACUAUGGUCCUUGACUUAACCAUGCCCAAACAGGGAAACACUUCCUCGAUGGAGAACGAAUUCUCUCAAGCAAGUAUAAUUAAUUAUAUAAAACAGGAAGAGAUAGAAGAGGAAAGAGAGGAGAGAGAGGAAAGAGAGGAAGAGAAGGAAGAGAAGGAAGGGGAGGAGGAGAGUUCAAAGGACGCUGAAGAAAUUUCGCGCAACAAGAUCCCUAAGAUAGUGGGGGCGUUUUUAAAAAAACCAAUCGAAGUUGAGGAUACUUCGAUAAAUUGGAUACCUAUCCCAGGGAAGAAAUUGCCGCGAAAAAGAUCAUUGAAGAAGCUGCUCUACUCGUUGACAGGUAAAAGGCUCGACAAGAAACGAAAAUUCUCAUCGGAGAGGAACUUGAACGAGGGGGAAUAUCAAGAUUCCGGAUUCGACGAGAAAUCUUGUUCCUCUGCCUCCUUGAGUUCUUUGGCCUCCAUCACGGACAUAUUGGGCAAGACUCGGCGAGAGAAUAAUAAUUUGCUGAACAUGAACAAGGAUAUCACAUUUGAAACAUUCAAGUCAAAGAACUUGGAGGAAGAGAAAGAUAAAGCGUCUUCCCUUCAAAGGGAAGAAAAUUUUAAAAAAUUUAUUUUUACGGAGGUACCACGCGAGACCUUGAAAAUAGAUCUAGGUCCAACCUAUCCUCCUCUAAACUUGGUAACACAGACGACAAUGAAAACAACGCAAUCCGAUGAGUCCAGUCCAACUCUCGUGGCUGAGAACCUGACCACACUGCCCAAGCAUCCAAAUCUCUCUUCCAAGAUACGAAAACACCCUUUUAUUUCCUUAACAAAAAUGGACAACAGCCAGGAAUUUUGCAACCCUUACGUGUAUCGAACUGGCCAACACUCGUCCGUAAUUAUUAAAAAUGACAUGUACGAAGUGGAGAUACGCUCGAGGGGCGAGGAAAUUCCCUCCCCUACGGUUUCGGGCCGUAGCUCCUCAUCCACAAUCGUCCACUAUGACGUUCCCAGAAAAUUCUUAUCCAAGUCUGAGACCGACAUCUCGGUCAAGUGUCAAUGCUUGGAAAAAGAAGAGUCAAUUUACGAUAUUCCUAAAGUACAGAUCAUUGGGAGGUCUAAAUCAAGCGAUUAUGAAAACAUUCUCUCUCUUCAAAGGAAGAGUACCAUAGAAGAGUUAAAUGAGAAUUAUGAAAAUUAUGAAAAUUAUGAAAACGGCGACAAUACUUAUUAAAAUAAUAAUUGUCUUAAAAUAAUAAUGAUUGAGAUUCAUGUAAAAGAGAAUUUCGUAUAAUUUUAUUUCUAAUUUUCGUUAUAUUACAUAACUUUUAGAUAAUAUUUAAGUCAUUUGUAUUAGUGUGUAUUAUAUGUAUAUAUAUAUUAUAAGUGUGUAUUAUACUUUUUUUAAUAGUAUUAACUCUUUGAAUGCUUAGGAUUAUUUCUAAAUUUUAACUUUUCUAUCAUCUUUUUAUUGAUCGACGCGUGAUUAAAUCCUUAAAUGGAAAUGAUUAUGUAUAUUUGUGUAUUAUAAUUCUAAUAAUAUUUAUCUUAUAAUUCUAAUAAUAUUUAAAGAAUAUCUGAGACGAUUUACGAAUUAUUGAGACGAAUCCAGAUCUUAAUGCUUGAUUAUUUUUUUUUUUUUAAUAAGAUCGAUGUAUGAGUAUAUCUAGAAAUGACUCGAAGAAAAUAGAAAUCUUUUUACAAAUUGAUUAUACUAAUGAUUAAAAUUGUUAUAUAAAAUAACUUGUAUGUAAAAUUGUUAUAUAAAAUAGCUUGUAUGUAAAAUUGUUAUAUAAAAUAACUUGUAUGUAUGUAAAAUUAUAUAAAAUAACUUGUAUGUAUACUUUUCAAAUUUUUGUUUUGAAAUAUAGCGAAUAUUUGAGAUAUCUGGAUUAAAAUGAUUUUUUUUUAAUAUUUCUAAAAUUAUUUAGAUUAUUUAGACUGAUAGAGUUCAUAAGAAAUAUUACGAUAAUUUUCGAAAAUAAAUUUUAUGUAUCAACUUUGUAUUUUAAUUAAAAAUCACAGAUAUCGUAGAAUAUUUGAAUAUUUUGAAAAUCUAUUUUUACAAAUGCGAUAAUAGUAGAUUGAUACUAGAAAGUGUAAAUUGGAUAGAAUUAUAAAAAGUGUAUAGCAAUUUUAUCGUUUCUAAUGGAAGUGUGUCUAUAAUGACUUAUAUUUUAUUCACUGUCUUAGAUUUUAGAACUUGUUUCUUUCUUCUUCUUUUGUUUUCAACUGAAAAUGUUAAAAGCUUAGAAUAAUUCGCGUGGAACAUUUAAGGAAGAAGAAAGAAAAUACAUUAUUUCUGUUAAGAAAUAUUUAUAAAGGACUUGAACUAUAUAUUAACACUAUAUUUUAUAUUAAAAUUUAUCAAUAUUAAUGUCAUAAAAUAACUAUAAUUGAAAAAGUAACAUACGUAAACCGAGAUUUCGAUAAAUUGUACAAUUUUGUUGUGCAAUUUAUAUAAUAUACGUAUGUAUGUAAAAUAUUAUAUAUUCCUUUUCUUUUAAAAAAUUCUUGCAAUAUUUCAAAUUCAAAUUCAAAUAUUUAAAAUUUUUAUAUAUAUAUAUAGUAAUAGUAUAAGAAUAUAGUAUAAUAAUAAUAUAGUAUAAAAAUAGUAUAAGUAUAGUAUAAGAAAAUAAUUAUUAUAAUAUAUAUAUAAUUAUUAUUAUAAUUAUAAUAUUAUAUUAUAUAAUAUAUAUUAUUCGCAAGAUGUGCCAAAAAAUACUAAUUUAAAAAAUGUUAAGAUUAAUUUUAUAAAAUUGAAAAAGUGUAACAUCUUGAAUAAUUUAAUUAUCUUAAUAUUUGCUAAUUUCAAUUCAAAAUUUUCGGAAGCAGAGGAUAAUGAUAAGAUAAAUUCAUUUAUAAUAUUUAUCUUUGUACUUAAUACAUCUGUAUCUAUAUUUGAUUCUUUGAUAAAGUAGUUACUAGUGUAUAUUGUACCAAUGUCGUUAUCAGAGCAAUUAUCUUUUCAAAUAUCCAUUAAAGUGUUUUUAAAGUAUCUCUUUCAUAUUUCAAUAAGUUAUAAUUUUCAAUGAUCGAUAAUCAAAUGUUUGAUAGGGCUUGUUUAUUAAAUUGGCAAUUUAUAUAAAUGGUACGAAAAGAUUACUUCUUCGACUCUUCGAAUCCAACAACUUUUAAUAUAAUGAUGUUUCAUAUCAUGAAAACAAGACGAGGGAUCGAAUAACAUUGUAACAAUAUGGAUCGUUUCGUAUGAUGAACGUUCGUAAUUCUGCUGCAGUAAAGAGAUCGCGGUUAUAGGAGAAAUGGCUCGAGGUUCGUAACGCCAUAACGAUAAAAUCUUGGUGGAGAAGUAGUGACGUAGAAGCUCGUAUGCAUUGUGUGACGUGGGUGAUAAGCGUGGGUGGAUGAUGGCAACCAUUAACUAUCCGUUGAAACUAUGAAACGCAAUGGAAUGCACGUGGAUUGGUCGAUGAUGGGUCAAGGUUGGCAAAUUUCGAAACUAUCUCUGCUUUAUACCUGUGAUGCAGAGAGAGACCAAUGUCAAACUUCGAAUUUUAUUUAGAAUUUUAGUCAAUACGAAGAUUCGUACGUCAUAACAAUGCGAAAUAACAAAAUGAAACGUCAGUCAUUCGAUUUGGAAAAGUUAAAACGGAAGAAUAUAUACAAUUAUGUUCAAAAGAGGUAUAUAGCUACAGAUAUCCAUUAAAGUGUCUUUAAAGUACCUCUUUCAUAUUUCAUGUAUGUAUGUAUACUGUAAGGAUAAUUAAUCCUGACAAUAUCAAAGUUGAAAUAAAUAAAAUUAAUUCAUAAA
Molecule: messenger RNA, 5001 nt
Organism: Apis cerana (Asiatic honeybee)
Lineage: Eukaryota; Metazoa; Arthropoda; Insecta; Hymenoptera; Apidae
Source: RefSeq, a predicted model, not a curated record